UUUCCCGGUCAGGCGGCCUGCGGACACCUAAGCCCGCUCCGUGUGUGACGUGUAGGACCUCCUCCUCCGACACACAGCAGCAGUAAUGGCGGACUACGACAGCUACGAUGACCGGGACCGGGCCUACGGCAGCUUCGGCGGCGGCAGAGGGCCCCGUGGCGGCUCUGGCCCUGGAGGCCCCGGUGGUCCCAAGAAGCAGAAGGAGCUGCCGUCAGAGCCUCCGUUCACAGCGUUCGUGGGAAACCUGCCGUUCUACGCGGUUCAAGGAGACAUCGACAUAAUCUUCAAAGAGCUCAAGCUUCGCAGCGUCCGAUUGGUUAGAGACAAAGAGACAGACAAGUUUAAAGGUUUUUGUUAUGUGGAGUUUGAAGACCUGGAAUCUCUAAAAGAAGCUCUGACGUAUGACGGUGCUCUGCUGGGUGAGAGAUCACUGAGGGUAGACAUCGCAGAGGGACGAAGGCAAGAACGAGGAGGCAGCUCCGGCUACGGCUCCGGCUUCAGGAAAGACGAAGGCAGAGGUACGGGCAACCAAUCCCCACCAGGAAGUCGAGGUUUUCGAUCUGCUCCCAGAGGAGGCGCAGGAGGAGGACAGGACUCCAGUGAGGAUUUCAGCGACCAACCAGGAGGACGUGCAGUCAGAGAGUCCAGCGGCUCAGGUUUUAGAGAUGAUGAUUACAUGGGGGGGCGGGGUCGAGGUGGAAGCGGUCGCCCUGGUGAGAGAAGGGGUGGUGGUGGAGGACCAGGAGCAGGACCAGGAGCGGGACCGGGAGCGGGACCGGGAGCGGGAGCAGCAGGAGGAGGACCAGGUCGCUUCAGAGACGCUCCUCCCCGUGGAGGAACGCCAGACUUCAGAGAACCAUCUGAAGAGGAGCGUGCACAGCGGCCUCGGCUGCAGCUGAAGCCUCGGACUGUCUCUCUGCCACUCAACCAGGUCGCCAACCCAAACUCGGCCAUCUUCGGUGGAGCCAAGCCACGAGAGGAGGUGAUCUCAAGAGAAAAACCUUAAGAGACUGAAGGCUGCAGGGGGAGGGAGAGAGAGAGGAGGGUUUAGAGUGAGUGAAUAGAGAACGUGGAUGAAUGAACAGGAUGAGAUUAAACGCCACAGUUAGCAUUCCUUCCUCACAGACGGACAGUGAGGACGCCGUCCUCCCUCUCCUCUCUUUCUUCUUCUCCCCUCCUCUCUUUCUUCUUCUUCCUGUUUGAGUUUAGUUUCUGCAGAAUAUUUAUUCUAAGUCAGAAUAAAGACGAAACACUGAUGAGUAAUAAACCUGUAAACACACAACGAGCAGCUUGUGAAUGCAUGUCCCAACUUUGGGUUUCUCUGCGACGCCCCCCUCAUCACCGCUUACUGUGAUGUCAUACCUGCUUCAUCCAGUAGCCCCGCCCAUCCCCCUCCUCAAAACUCGUUACGUUUUUCUCUCCCACAGAACGAAACCCAGAGGUUAAGUUUGAAGCAUUAUGUAGUAGCCCCGCCCCGCCCUGAUUGUUUGCAGUCAUUUUUUCUUCUCCACUGUUGCUUGUUGCCGUGGAGACAUCACUCAGGUGUUCCAGCUUUGAUCCAAACAGUCUUCAUACUUUCCUCUGUGUCGUUUCAUCAUCUGUGGUCCCUGUGUGGGCGGGGUUUCACCCGUGUCACCGUAGCCUGCUCUCGACCACCUCAGCCCCGCCCCCACUCGUAUCAGCUUGUCUUCUUUCAAACGGACACCUGAUGCUUCAGCAUGAUCUGUUCUGUUCCCAUGAUGCACUGGUGGUAGUUGACGCCUUUGUUGUUGAUCAGUCCAGCAUGAGACCUAGUGCUGCGUUCAGUUUCUGUGGGAUUUUCUUCCAUUUGGCAACCUAAUUACUGUUGCUGUGCCGCUGCAUUCAGUUGCUGAGGAAAAAAGCAAUCUGACAAAUAUUCACAUUUCAAAACCAGUGACAACCAAGUUUGUCUGGAAACCAAAGAGUCUGACAUAUUGUAUUGUGUCCCACACACCCUGAAGGUGUAGCCAGUCAUGGCUUCUCUGAUUGGUUGUCUCGAGCUGAUGGGUAAUCCAGACUAUUUUGAUGGAUGAGUUCUUCGUUGUUACAGAACCUGUUCAGUUCAAUGCGAUUCAUGGUGUCCACACUGAACGCUGCUCACGAAGAAGUUUCCAUUGAUCCACAUUGAAAACUUCACUUGAAGUGGAUUCAUCUGAAAAAACAGAUGAUGGGGGGAAAAGAAGUGAACAAACAGAAAACGAGACUCUUUGUUCUUUCCUCUCCCCCCCUCCCCCUAUUUUGCCCCUAUGAUGCCAAAGCACCUUUUUCCACUGUUCAAAAACAGAAAUAUUAUUUGAUAGAGAAAUGGAGAUAAAGAGAGGAUGCAAAUAUUUAAAAGGAAAAGCCUCGUUUUCUUCCUUUUUAAUACAUUUUGUCUCUUUUCAUUCUUCUUCUGUUCUUUUAUCCCUCAUUGGUUUUUCUUUUCAUUGUCUGAUGUAAUGUUAAUUGUCUCCUCUUUGUUCCUGUCUUGCCCAACCUCUCACAGGGCACCAAUCCUGGUUCGGUCAGUCUGUGUGUGGAGUUUGCAUGUUCUCCCGCGGUGGGUUUUCUCCGGCUUCCUCCCACAGUCCGAACAAACAGAUUUGUGUUAGUUUAAUUGGAGACUCUAAAUUGACUGUAUUAUUGAAUGGGAGUGUAAAUGUCUGUGUGUUGGCCCUGUGGUCCACUGGCGACCUGUCCAGGGUGAACCUCGCUUUUCAACCAAUAUCAGCUGGGAAUGGUUCCAUCUCCCUGGAACCAAGGAAUAGGUCUUCUAGAUAAGGGAUGGAUGGAUGUUCCUGUCUUUCCUCAUGUGUCUGAUUUCUCUCCUUUAUUCUCCCCUAUUUUUGAUUGACCAAAAAUUUCAUAGAAAAGUAUUUACAGAAGGGAAGAAUGAAUGAACAGAAAAGGGGGGAACUACUAGAAAAGAGAUAGUAUGAAAAAAUGUUUUUCUUCCCUAAUUUCAUUUUUUCCCUUUGCUUUUUGCUCCCAUUUCUUCACCUCUUUCUGUUUCCAAUCUCUCCACUGUUCUUCAUCUGUCUUUGUUUACAGCAAUGAGUCAUUUAAACCACCUCCUGACAUUCUCCUGGCCAGACGGUGGCGCUAACGUGACGUGUUUCAACA
This is a messenger RNA of Hippoglossus stenolepis (Pacific halibut), 3123 nucleotides long. RefSeq names its product eukaryotic translation initiation factor 4h (gene eif4h). The record is from RefSeq and is a predicted model, not a curated record. The transcript has 7 exons. Bases 86 to 1006 code for a protein of 306 amino acids. Gene Ontology annotation, molecular function: RNA binding. Lineage: Eukaryota; Metazoa; Chordata; Actinopteri; Pleuronectiformes; Pleuronectidae.